AUGGCCAAGUACGAGGACCGUCUCGAGCGCGAGCGCGAGCGCGACCGCCUGUCGUUUGGGGGCAUGCCGGCCCCGUACCGCGGCAAGCCCGUUGAGCAGCCAGCCCGUAAAUGGCUCCGCCAGUUUGAGCUCUACUGUUUGGAUCGCAAAUACGACGAUGACGGGAAGAAGGCCCUCGUCUUCAAGCUCCUAAUGGAGGACGACGCCGAGACGUGGUUCGAUGGGCUCGAUGUGAGCACGCAGGCGUCGUUCCAAGCACUCGAGAGGGAGUUCCUUAGCAAGUACGGCGACGAGGCCAUCGACGGCUACAGCUUCGGUGCCUUCCUACGCUUCCAGAGCAAAGCCGCUGAGCUCAGCAAGUACGACAUCAUCAAGGACAAGAAGGGCUAUGACAAGUUGCUCGACGAGAUCGCCGCUGCCGACCGACGAGUCAGCAACAAGCACGUCGUUCAAGGCUUCCGCGCGGAGCAUCUUAUCCACGGCUUGCCCCGCGCUGUCCGUCAGACCGUCGCCCUUCCUGGCACCACGACCAACGUAGCAGACGUCGUCGCGGCGAUGCGCAAGGUUAAUCACCCGCAGCUCAUGGAAGCCAUCGACGAGGAGCGUAAGAUCGGCCGCAUCGGUGAACUCGAGCGCAUCGAGGAGUCGUGGGACUACGUCAAGCGCACGGCUGACAAGUACGCCGAGGUCGAGGUCGACGUCGACCAGAUGCGCCACUUUUGGCAGCAGUCCGCGCCGGUCCUCGUCCCCGCCCAACGCCGCAUCGGCGAUGGCUCGUACCCCUCUCAGCCCAACGGCCCCCCUGCUCCCUACAACGGUGUCGGCCCAAGCUACCGACCGAUUCUGCUUCGCAAUGGCCAGAGCACGCACCCGGAUACGCCUGACGGUCACAGGGUCUACGAGCAGAAAAAGGCGGCCUACCAGCAGCGCCACCCGCGCACCGUCUCGCGCCCGACCACGGAGGAUGAGUUCCCGCUCGCACCAGGCACCGAGCCGGCCGACGGCACUGAGUGUCACCGUUGUGGUCACCGCGGCCACCAGCAGGCGUCGUGCACCGGUACGCCGCUCACGCAGGCGGAGAUCUCCUUCCGCAACGACCUCGGUAGGGACAUCAACUACGCGCGACGUGCCCUCGGACUGCCGUCGGGAAACUGA
Pseudozyma flocculosa PF-1 is the source of this 1155-nucleotide messenger RNA. RefSeq lists its product as uncharacterized. Gene Ontology annotation, molecular function: nucleic acid binding; zinc ion binding. The record is from RefSeq and is a predicted model, not a curated record. Bases 1 to 1155 code for a protein of 384 amino acids. Lineage: Eukaryota; Fungi; Basidiomycota; Ustilaginomycetes; Ustilaginales; Ustilaginaceae. The transcript has 2 exons.